Molecule: messenger RNA, 2742 nt
Organism: Phytomonas sp. EM1
Lineage: Eukaryota; Euglenozoa; Kinetoplastea; Trypanosomatida; Trypanosomatidae
Source: the annotation of a GenBank genome assembly
AUGCCCGACAUGCGGCAAGCUAUGAGCUUUUCCCGUGGCGCCAUUCUUUUCUUGACCAUUAUAUCACUUUUAUUUUGCUUUGACAGUGUGGAGUCAUCGACGCCAUCGCGGUCAUUGACAGAUAGACUCACCAGAAUUCAAGCACCAGUAGAAUCCCUUCGCUGGGCUAUUCUAUUGGAUCUAACCCGCACAGCUCUGAUUUCAGAGGCGAUUUCCAGUGCUGUUGAAAAAUACUCAUCCGAAAUCGCGAAUGGCUCAAAGGACUCCCUUUUUGCUAGAAGACCUACUAUUCUCGAUAGCAAUGGCAGUUCUGCCACUGCGCUUUCCAAGGUUUACGAUCUCAUCUCCGACGGCAGCAAACUGCCAGAUGUUCUUUUUCUUGCGGAGACGACUGAAGUGUCCUUUUUGACGUUGAAUAUCCUUCGCUCUAGCGAAGCGGCCGCUAAAAUUCUGGUUAUUCUGAUUGGCGCUUCCAAUGAAAUUCUGUGUAAUCCAAUCCUAAAUCCCCGGCUGGUUUGCAUAGUGCCUCAGGACUUAACUAACUUUCGGGGUGUCAUGGAGGUAGCAUCGACUUCGCUUGGGUGGGAAUCAGUGGCGGUCAUUUCCGACAGUUCCAGAUACGGCAUAAACUUUCAAAAAAUCGCAUCAACACAGUUGCAGGGGGUGAGCGAUGCCCCAACCAUAGUUGGCGAGGCGUUCAUGAACUCCGCCAGUUUGGAAGCGGAGGAUGACGCAUUACUAGCGAAAUUGAUUCUGCACAAACCCAAAGGUAUCGCAUGCUUUGUUGAUGAAAAACAAUUGGAACGCUUGCAAAAGGCGAUACAGCGUGCCAAUCUGGACGUCUUUUUGUUGGGCAACUAUGAGGCUCUUGGCGCACUCAGGCAGAUGAAUGGUACUUAUCAACGAUAUGUCAAGCCGUAUGGUGCACUCUUCGUUUCGACAUACGAGACAGCGGAAAGACUCGUUGCCAAUGGUUAUUUCCAGCAAGAUAGUGUGGACGAGUACGGUGCCUACAUAAUGAGUCACCUUUUUGAUGGAAUGCGCAUGAUCACUGAGGCCACGGGUAUAGGCAACAUGAGCGCUCUUCACGCGGUUCGCUUUGUGGGCUUCACGGGUAUUGUCGCCUUCUCCCCGCUCCGUAGCGAGCGUGUGGAGACAAGUUUUUCUAUCAUCCUAGAUCAUUAUCGGAUGCCGAACCCGCUCGUAACGUGGGAAUCGGGAAACUGCACUUCGAAGCCCAUAGUUAAAAAUUAUGACCCGAUUAUCACGGCUGCACUCAUCCCAAGCUCGCCACUGCGCUCCGCUGUGAUCUGCCUGGCCGUUCCCCCGACCUGCGCGGACUCUAAAUUGAUGUCUGCAAUGUUGUUUGUGCUUCUGCUGCACAAUAAGGAAAUUUAUGAGAACGCAAAAAUAGUUCCAUUUUUGCCUGUUGCAUUCAACACUGGCCUCGAUGGUAUUGCCGGGCUGUCGACGCUAUCUGCUACAGGGAUCGGUCGCGCAUGUACGGUGCUGGUAGGUCCUGGACAUAACGCUAUCGCCGAAGCCCUCACACCAGUACUCAACAGUUACCAAAUCCCGCAGUUGGAUUACGCCAUCACGGACGACCUUUUGACGUCGGAUAACUUUGUUUAUCCGUUUUUUUCCCGCACAGCCCCACCUAACACCUUAAAUUACUUUGCCUAUUCUGGCACGUGCAAGUAUUUUGGCUGGGAGCGUGUUAUCAUCCUGUCGACUGCGGAUAAUAUUGGGAGUUCUCGAGCAAAGACCAUGUUAAGCUCGAUGGAAAGCCAGAACAUAUACGUAGAGAAGACAUUUCUCUUGCAGAACAGCAGUGAAGCCUCCAUCGUUGAGGCCCUAAACGUGAUCUAUGAGAAGCACAUUAGCCGAAUUAUACUAGUUAUGCUUUCUCUUUACGAUGAAAAUGCAGAAAUGUUUUUCAACCUAAUUGAUAAGCUACCCUUUAUGAAUAAGUACGUCUUUUUUCUUAGCAGUGAUCUGUGUCUGCAUGGUGCUGCCUUUCCUGAGCAGCGAAAUAAGCUUCAGAGCUCAAUUUGUCUGUCACCCUAUGUGCCGGCGGACCGUCUCAAAGAGCUCGACACGAAGGUCAAAACGAAUCCAGUUAUUUUCGAAGACGUCAAAAAUAUUUUACGCAAUGCUAAUUUGAUAUUACAGGCAAAAACCUGCUCCAUAAUGGAUAUACCAAGCUUCACCGGAUUCGCCGUUGAUGCUGCGUACGUCCUCAUUGACGCCGUUGAGCGGGCGUUAGCUGCAAACAUCUCACUCAAAACUAGAAAUCAUCUCCUUCCGCUUAUCCGUCGGACCUCCAUUAAUAAUUUCACAGAGGAUUGUACAAUUAACAACAGAGGGGAUCGUAAUUUUGCAGUGUACGAGGUGAAUAUUCAAAUCCCUGACUCUGUUCUUGGCAUUGGUGUAUGGAACACAAGGAACAAGCAACCCUUUUCCCGGACUUAUUCGUCAAGCUUUAUUUGGAUGACCAAUAGUACAUCCAUCCCCCUCGACACAUUCCGAGACUAUUCGUUCAUUUUAGACAACACCAUGUCAGCCUCAUCGGGUACGAUUUUGCUCUGUGCGUUAGGCUUCUUAAUUACUUUUGGACUGUUUUUCUUUUGCUAUCAACACUAUCGAGUGCAAACACAGAUUGAGAUGGCCUUACUAAGCAACAAUGUGCCUAUUACCGAGGAGGAACUACGCCGUUUGAAAGGAAUUCAGGAAGACAUUUAA